AACAAUUCUGUCGCUACCGUAAACACCCUCUCGGUAAUACGGCGGUGAUUCAAAACCAAAAACAUAAGGAAAGAAAACGUUCACUGCUCUCUUACAGUUCAGCUUCCGACCACUACCUCACCUCAAACCAGAAAUUCCCAGAAAUGGCAAUAUUUGAUCAAGCAAUCAGACGGCUUUCAUUAUCAUUAUCAAGAAAAAGAAGCAGCUUAAGCUUCUCAACACUUUCAUCCAAUCCUCUACGAGUCUGUGUUGUUGGAACUGGCCCUGCUGGCUUCUACACUGCUGAAAAGAUGCUGAAGGCGCAUCAAGGAGCUGAAGUUGAUAUCAUAGAUCGUUUGCCCACACCUUUCGGUUUAGUCCGCUCUGGCGUGGCACCUGACCACCCCGAUACUAAGAUUGUGAUGAACCAGUUCUCAAAGGUUGCGCAACAUGAACGGUGCUCCUUUUUUGGAAAUGUCACUCUUGGGUCCUCUGUCUCUCUCUCAGAACUUCGUGAGCUGUAUCAUGUGGUAGUGCUUGCUUACGGUGCUGAGAGUGAUAGAGCUCUAGGUAUUCCAGGAGAAUAUUUGUCAGGGAUACACUCUGCUAGAGAAUUUGUUUGGUGGUAUAAUGGGCACCCAGAUGGCAAAAACUUGAGUCCUGAUUUGAAGAGCACCGAUACAGCUGUUAUUCUAGGCCAGGGCAAUGUAGCGCUUGAUGUUGCCCGUAUCCUCCUACAAUCAACAUCAGUGCUGGCAACAACUGAUAUUGCCAGUCAUGCUUUGGAAGCUCUAGAGCAGAGCUCUAUAAGAAAAGUAUAUCUAGUUGGAAGACGUGGACCAGCCCAAGCAGCUUGUACUGCGAAAGAGCUAAGAGAAGUUCUUGGUAUUAAAGAUUUGUGUAUUCACAUCAGUGAAGUUGAUUUACGAAAAAGUCCAGAAGAUGAGGAAGUGCUUAAAAAUAAUCGAAUCCAUAGGAGGGUUUAUGAGUUGCUUUCAAAAGCAGCUGCUUCAGCACCUUCUCAUCCUAGUUCAAGUCAGCGUGAACUGCACUUUGUUUUCUUCCGGAAACCUGAUAGGUUUCUAGAUUCAGGUGAAGGCAGUGGCCGUGUUGCUGGUGUGCAUUUUGAGAAGACAAUGCUUAAAGCUGUUGGCCCUGGAAGGCAGAUUGCUGUGGGUACUGGAUCAUAUGAGGACCUUGACUGCGGGUUGGUGCUAAAGAGCAUUGGUUACAAAUCAGUGCCAGUCGAUGGUUUACCAUUUGAUCAUGAAAAAGGUGUGGUUCCAAAUAUUAAAGGUCGUGUUCUUGCUGAUACUUCAGGAGAUCCUACGUUGCUCGAGAAAGGUCUGUAUGUGUGUGGGUGGUUGAAGAGGGGGCCAACUGGGAUUAUUGCUACAAAUCUCUACUGUGCUGAAGAAACAGUGGCAAGUAUAUCAGAAGAUGUUCAUCAAGGAGAGAUAGCAUCCGCAUCUACCUUGCCAAAGCCUGGCCGACAGGGACUCCUUCAGUUGCUUGAUAAUAGAGGUGUUAGAGUUGUUCCAUUCAGCGCCUGGGAAAAGAUCGACUCUGAAGAGAGAAGGCUUGGGAACUUGAGAAGUAAGCCUAGAGAAAAAUUAACCACAUUUGAGGACCUACUGAAAGCUGCCACAGAGUGAUAUAUGCAUCAAUUUUGAGGUCAAAUGCAUUCUUUUUUUUUCUUUUGAACAAGUAAAUGUGACUUCAAUUUUUACUUCUUCAUCAUCGAUUACCUCUUGGGUUGAAGCCCAACAUCCAGCCAGCCAGCCAGCCUCUUUUUGGUUCCGACUUUAAGUGUACUAUUUGUUCUCUUUCUCAAUUUGUAGACAUAAAAAACAAGUGCACCUAGACAAAGCUUGGUCUCUGAAAUUUAAGAUUUAAGAAAUUAUCUGA
This is a messenger RNA of Populus trichocarpa (black cottonwood), 1887 nucleotides long. Its product is annotated as NADPH:adrenodoxin oxidoreductase, mitochondrial. The record is from RefSeq and is a predicted model, not a curated record. Lineage: Eukaryota; Viridiplantae; Streptophyta; Magnoliopsida; Malpighiales; Salicaceae. Gene Ontology annotation, molecular function: oxidoreductase activity. The transcript has 14 exons. The coding region runs from base 144 to 1634 and encodes 496 amino acids.